GGGCUUGGAACCGCGUGCUCCAAUUCAGCCUCCAAGUUGGCAGUUGCUGGUCUUCUCAGAUGCGAAGCCCAGAUUUGCGUUUGGGGCUGUGAGUGAGUCACUCAAAAGGGUGAAUCAUGCCUAGAAAGGUCAGCAGGAUUGAAUCCAGAAGAAAAGAGGAAGAAAAUCGCAAUCCACAGAUUGCACGCAUCUUCAGUUACAAGUGCUAUAUCACCUUCCUUACUGGCUGUUACAGUUGCCACUGGAAAUUCAGACGAUGGGAAAAAACUAAACUUGGAUCCUGUUGCUGCACUCGGAGAGAACAAUGCUUUUGUGUGUUCCUGGUGGUUGCAUUUAUCUUCUCUGUGAUCAUGCUCUUCACAUGGAUAGAAACCUCCAAUGAAUACUUUGGCUUUGACUGGGUCGUUUUUCUACUGACAGGAUCCUGGUUCUUCUGGUCCAUUCUGAUGCUGAGUUUAUUUGGGAUACUGACUGUCUACACUUCAUUGUUAUUGAUACUUGGAAUUUUGCUGCUUUGGGAAAGGAUUGAGCUAUAUCUGCACAAAUCUCAUAAGAUCCUGAUUAUGAUUACAAUCCUGGUGCACACUUUAUUAAUGGUGAUUUUAUUCAAAUUCUGGAAUGAAAGGUGGCUGGUAGUUGGGCUGUCACUGAAGAUCUUUGCUCCCUACGUGCACCUGAGCUGCAUAAUUCUGAUGGUUAUCAUUUCCUGGCCUCUGACCUUCUACUUGGCGCAUUUGGAAGGAGAAAUUAGAAUAAGAAGACACAGGAUGUCAUAUUACAACAAAGAAAGACUCAAGAAAUGUAAUAUAUUCACGAGGUUAAGAGCUCUACAAUUGGCUGUUGGAUUGCCCUUUUUUUUUAUUCUCAUAUGUCUCUACGCAAUGCCACUGGGGAUUUAUUCUCCUUGCAUUCAAGAGAAGGAAGAGUUGGGGCCUAAGCCAGUCUUCUUUGCACACAGAGGUUCACCCAUGGCAGGGCCAGAGAAUACCAUGAUGGCCUUCGAGAAAGCUGUUGAAGAAGGAGCCUCUGGGCUGGAGACUGAUGUACAUAUAAGUUUUGAUCAAGUGCCUUUUCUCAUGCAUGACUAUGACUUGAGAAGAACAACCAACAUCAGAGAGGCCAUGCCAGAGGCUGCCUCUAACCACCCUUCCUCCUUCAACUGGAGCACCUUGUCAACUCUGAAUGCCGGUGAAUGGUUCGUACGGCCAGGGACCAGACCAUUUUUCAAUAUGAAACCUCUAUCAGAGGCUGAUAAAAAACGAGCAAGAAACCAGUCAAUUCCACGACUAGCUGACUUAUUGACACUUGCAAAGAAGGAACAAAAAUUUGUGAUAUUUGAUCUUUUUGGACCUCCACAUAAACAUCCUCUCAGACACACAUUUGUCCGUCAGGUAGUAAGCGUGAUCCUUGCUUCUAAAAUUGAACAACAUCUGAUUUUUUGGUUGCCAGGUCAUGAUAGGCAGUAUGUCAGGUUCAUGGCCCCUGGUUUUCAGCAUGUGGGCCGUUUAGUCUCUGUUGAUAUCCUUACAAAAGAAAAUAUCAGUAUAAUAAAUGUGGACUACAAGAGGUUAUUCUACAAUGGGUUGAGGGAUUAUAAAGCAGCUAACAUCUAUAUCAACUUAUACCUUGUCAAUGAGCCUUGGAUUUUCUCACUGGCCUGGUGCUCCAGAAUUAACUCAGUGACAACAGACAACAUUCCAGUCCUGAGUCAGCUCACUCACCCCCACUUCUUCAUGACACCACGGUACUAUCUGUUCAUAUGGCUCCUCCUGGAUAUUUUUUCUGCAAUUUUCAUUACUGCCAUAUUUUGUUUUCACUGGUGGAAAGAGCUCAAAGAAGAAAAAUUGCUUGAAGCCUCCAGAACCUUCACAGAUUCUCAAAGUUUAAGCCACUCAGUGGAACAAACUGAAGAUCAAGAAGCGUCACACUUACCUAAAAAGCCUACCCGAGUUAGGGAAAGUCCUUGGACUCCAGCCUUACCUGGUAGCAGAAAGAAACUCUCAGACACUUCCCAUUUUGAAGAACCCCUCAAGAAGAAACCAGGGUCUAUCAAGAUCACUCGGAACAUUGUUACAGACUUUGAAGACAGCCAAGUACCCAACUGGGGAGUUGCUGGUGAAGCUGCCCCUCAAACUACAUUACCCACCAUGAAGGCAGAUGAACCAACAGUGCCCUUCACAGAGGGCCCCCACCCUGAAAUACAUCCAAACACACCCAUAUUAGAACCUGCCAAAGAAUCCAGUCCAUCUGUCAUCCCCUUAUAGGAUGUUAUUCAAGCAGAAGUGGCCACACCUCACCCUCUUCUUCCUCUCUGUGCCUAAGAGUAGUGAUGGUGGGGAGUGGUCAAGAAGGCACACAGAAGGGAUAUUGAGGCUGUCAGGCAUACCAUUCUGGUCCAGCCUUUCUAUAAAGAAUGCAUCCUAAAGGGUAAGGAGAAACAGUGGUGUGUGGUCUUGGAACUGGACUUCGUUGUUUUCUGGGUUAACACUUUCAUAGUAAUUUCUGCUAAGAGAGUGACCGUGGUGAAUGCCAACAUUUAAUAAAUGCAACCUUUGAGGAAGCCAGAAGAUAUGUGGUCUAUUCUUUGUCCUGCUCUGUGAUCACUCAGGCUGAUGAAGACUGGCAGACAGGCAGAGUGGUGAUGUCAUCCUAAGCCAGGGAAUGAGAGUUGGCCUGGUAUGAAUCAGGCCAAGCUUUCCUGUAAAACACACACACACAUCACUGAUUCCCCAGUGGUCUGAAUUCCACGCCCACCAAGUGGCCGUUGGUCUUUGAAGAAAUCCAGAGCCAUACUGUGUUCCUGAAUCUCUACCAAUUUGAAGGAGCCCAAGAAAAUGGACCCAGGACCUAUCAAUGUGAGAGCAGCACUGAAAUGAGAUAAAAAUGGAAUAUUUAAGAAUACAUUAUUAAUGAAACCCGUGAAC
Messenger RNA from Fukomys damarensis (Damara mole-rat), 2924 nucleotides. RefSeq names its product glycerophosphodiester phosphodiesterase domain containing 4 (gene Gdpd4). Bases 117 to 2264 code for a protein of 715 amino acids. The transcript is spliced from 17 exons. Gene Ontology annotation, cellular component: membrane. Lineage: Eukaryota; Metazoa; Chordata; Mammalia; Rodentia; Bathyergidae. Gene Ontology annotation, molecular function: glycerophosphodiester phosphodiesterase activity. The record is from RefSeq and is a predicted model, not a curated record. Gene Ontology annotation, biological process: lipid metabolic process.